AUGGUUCGCUUUACCGGCGGCCUGCUGCUGUUCGCGGCCUUUGCAGCAGCAGCACCUUCGGAACCCUAUUCGAAUGCUGGAGAACUCCAACAGGUCAUCACAAAGCCGCCAUCAUCGUCCAAAACACAAUCUGCUCCUAGAAAAUUGCAGGGCAAGUUUCUGCACAUCACAGACAUCCACCCCGAUCCCUUCUACAAAGUCCAUUCCGAUCCCGACGAGUCGUGUCAUGCGGGCAAGGGUCAUGCUGGACAUUAUGGUGCGGAGGUCACGAGUUGCGAUACACCCUUCUCCUUGGUGAACGCAACCUUCAAAUGGAUUGAGGAGCACCUGAAAGAUGAGGUGGAUUUCGUGGUAUGGACGGGUGAUUCUGCCCGACACGACAACGAUGAACGAUUUCCUCGAACCGACAAACAAGUGAUUAAGCUGAACCGCUUCAUGGUGGACAAAUUUGUCGAAGUGUUCGGCAAGUCAGACAACAUCGAUGACCCUGACCCGACCAAUGACUUCAUCGUUCCAAUUGUUCCCACCUUUGGAAACAACGAUAUCAUCCCGCACAAUAUUUUCCAACCCGGCCCAAAUAAGUGGACGAAAGCGUACAGUGACAUCUGGGCCCAAUUUGUUCCCCAAGCACAACGCCAUUCUUUUGCAAGAGGGGGGUGGUUUUUCACAGAGGUGAUACCAAACAAGCUGGCAGUCUUCAGCCUCAACACCUUAUAUUUCUUUGACUCCAACUCUGCUGUUGAUGGCUGUGAUCUCAAGUCUGAACCAGGUUAUGAGCACAUGGAAUGGCUGCGAAUUCAAUUGCAGUUCCUGCGCGACCGAGGCAUGAAAGCCAUCAUCAUCGGCCACGUUCCGCCCGCCAGGACAGAAAGCAAACAGAGCUGGGACGAAAGUUGUUAUCAAAAAUACACCUUGUGGCUGCAUCAAUAUCGAGAUGUCAUUGUAACAUCGAUUUAUGGCCACAUGAAUUUGGACCACUUUAUCUUCCAAGAUAUAAAGGAGUUGAAGGAUAAAUACAAGAUCAAACGGGUUGAUGACGAUCAUGCUCUAUCAGAUCAAUUCAAACUCUUCUCACGUGACGAAAUGCUCACAAUUACCGCCAAGGCGAAAUACCUAAACGAACUGAGAGAAGGAUGGUCCGAUCUACCCAAACCCCCAUCAGGAUACUCUUAUUCGGUUACGGAACCAGAAGAACUCUUCGGGGAAGAUAUCAAUAUUCAGAAGAAGAAGAAGAAGAAGAAACAACCUGAUGAGAGGGAGGAAUUGGAAAAGUUUUUGGCCGCUAUUGGUGGACCCUGGGGAGAAAGAUUCAGUCUCAGCUUGGUGUCUCCCAGUGUUGUUCCAAACUUCUUUCCCACUCUGAGAGUUGUGCAGUAUAACAUUACCGGGAUGGAGCUUGAUCACCCAGCUACUGGAGCAAUAGGGACCCCAGCGGAGGAAGACGCCUCCACCAUCAUCGACCAUGAUGAUCUUGAGGACACCUCUAUAGAUGAUUGUCUCAGUAUUGAUGAAGAAGAGUCAGAAGAUGUCCACGAUCUGAAAAAGAAAAAGAAACACAAGAAAAAGAAGAAGAAGGAGAAGGAGAAUCCAAAGAAACCUACCUUUCCAGUGCCCAAGCCACCAUCCAAAGCUUCACUACCUGGACCGGGAUAUUCACCCCAGCCACUGUCUCUUAUUUCUUGGACGCAAUACUACGCCAAUUUGACCGAAAUCCACGAUGAAAUUUAUAAAGACAAGAUCGCCAAGGACCCAGACAAAUAUUUCAAAUAUGAUGUGGAGUAUACUACCGACAACGACCAGAACUAUCAAAUGAGAGACUUGACGAUGCGAUCAUGGCUGGACCUUGCCGAAAGGAUAGGGAGGGAUCAAUUGUCCAGUAUGGAUGUUGGACGGGAGUUGGGAGACGAGUCAGAUCCCGAACCCAUGAAAAAAGGUGGAAAGAAGAAGACCAAGACGUCGAAGAACCACCUGUGGAAGGUAUUUGUGAAGAGGGCAUUUGUUAAUACAAAGCUAGAUGAAGAGAUCGAUCAAGAUUUUGGAUGA
This is a messenger RNA of Rhinocladiella mackenziei CBS 650.93, 2043 nucleotides long. RefSeq lists its product as uncharacterized. The transcript is spliced from 2 exons. Gene Ontology annotation, molecular function: endopolyphosphatase activity; exopolyphosphatase activity. Gene Ontology annotation, cellular component: membrane; fungal-type vacuole. Bases 1 to 2043 code for a protein of 680 amino acids. Gene Ontology annotation, biological process: polyphosphate catabolic process. The record is from RefSeq and is a predicted model, not a curated record. Lineage: Eukaryota; Fungi; Ascomycota; Eurotiomycetes; Chaetothyriales; Herpotrichiellaceae.